AUGAAGCUCCACCAUCUCCUUCCGGUUGCUGCAUUCGCUGCAGCAGCAAGCAUCUCACACGCUGAAUCACCCUCCCCGCUCUCUGAAUCAACCAUUUUCUUCCCACCUUCCGACUACAACAUCCCCAGAACGCUGUACGCCCGCAAUGAGCAACUCCCAAAUGGCGACCUUCUCGCCACAUGGGAAAAUUACUCCCCAGAACCACCUCUAGUGUACUUUCCCAUCUACCGCUCCAAAGACUUUGGCAAAACAUGGUCGGAAAUAUCUCAAGUCCAUGAUACCGUCAAUGGAUACGGGUUGCGAUACCAGCCGUUUCUCUAUUACCUCCCCGAGACCAUAGGUUCCUUUAGCGCUGGAACACUGCUGUUGGCUGGAAAUAGUAUUCCGACUAAUUUGUCUUCGACACAUAUUGAUCUGUAUGCGUCGCACGAUGAUGGGCUGACUUGGGAGUUCGUGAGCCAGAUUGCGGCUGGGGGAGAGGCUCUCCCGGAUAACGGGCUGACCCCAGUAUGGGAGCCGUUCUUGCUUGCUCACAAUGGCAAGUUGAUUUGCUAUUAUUCGGACCAGCGAGCCAAUACCACCCAUGGCCAGAAAUUGGUUCACCAGGUGUCGCCUGAUUUGACGACGUGGGGACCCGUUGUUAACGAUGUCGCAUAUCCAACAUACACUGAUCGACCGGGAAUGCCAAUCGUUACAAAGCUCCCCAACGGCCAAUACAUCUACUUCUACGAAUAUGGUUCAUUCUUCAACACCUCAAGCUACUCUUUCCCAUUAUACUUCCGCUUGUCAUCCAACCCCGAGGACUUUGCCUCCGCCGAGGGCCAUCAGCUGGUUGUAUCAAGCGGCACAGUUCCAACCUCUUCACCAUACGUCGUUUGGACACCGUACGGCGGCAAGAAUGGCACCAUCGUCGCUAGUUCCGGCACGCAGAGCACGCUCUUGAUCAACCAGGCACUCGGCGAGGGUGAGUGGACGGAAAUAUCAUCUCCAGAAUCCCAGAGCUACUCCAGAUCUCUAAGGGUCCUGUCCGAAGGGAACGGCAAAUAUUUACUCGUGAACGGUGCGGGUGUACUGUCGGGGACAAACAAUAGUGUGACAGUGAGCGUUAUGGACCUUGAAGAGGCUCUGUGA
Molecule: messenger RNA, 1131 nt
Organism: Penicillium cinerascens
Lineage: Eukaryota; Fungi; Ascomycota; Eurotiomycetes; Eurotiales; Aspergillaceae
Product: sialidase family protein
Exons: 4
Coding region: 1-1131 (376 amino acids)
Source: RefSeq, a predicted model, not a curated record